CCAAGUGGUAAUGAUACAAUCGAUAAGAUAAUUCGACGCACGCAGACUAACGAAAGCAUUCUUGACUUUUAUUGGGAAUGGAUACCAAAAGACUUGACAAAUAUUCAAUAUCUUGAAGACGGAGCGAUUUCAUCAAUAUAUAAAGCAACAUGGCUUAAAGGAUAUCCCCGUAGGCAUAAUGGGUUAAGACCUCAAAGGGGAUCUGCUAUGGUUGCACUUAAAACGCUUGGCUCUUUUGAUGAAGCAACGAGUAUUAUAGAUGAGUUUAAUAAUAAAAUUCUUUCAAAUGAGAAAGAUUUUGAAACGCGUUCGGAAAUUUAUGUGGUAACUUUUCUCGUACAGACAAAUCAAAUUGCUACAGUAAUGGAUUUCUAUGAAGGUGGAAGCUUGCGAAAUCUUCUUCAAAAGCAAGAAUUCUCCAGUAUAGAAUGUAUAGACACCAUAUUUAAUAUUGCUUUAUGUCUUGGAUAUAGGCACUCUCUUGAAAUUUUUCAUUGUAAUUUACAUACCAACAAUAUUCUGCUUACAAGAUACAAUAAUCAUUAUAAUCCUAAAAUUUGCAACAAUUGGAACAUUGUAAUUUCUGACUUUGGUUUAAGCAAUGUGUUUAAUUAUUUAGCAGCUACUCAAGGAGGAAGUUAUGGUUCUAUACCAUAUAUUGCACCAGAAAUCUUUAAGGGCUAUCCGCACUCUAGAGCGACUGAUAUAUAUGCUCUGGGAAUGAUCAU
Dentiscutata heterogama is the source of this 728-nucleotide messenger RNA. Lineage: Eukaryota; Fungi; Glomeromycota; Glomeromycetes; Diversisporales; Gigasporaceae. The record is from the annotation of a GenBank genome assembly.